Messenger RNA from Haliotis rubra (blacklip abalone), 1035 nucleotides. Its product is annotated as leucine-rich repeat extensin-like protein 3. The coding region runs from base 1 to 1035 and encodes 344 amino acids. NCBI's taxonomy places the organism in Eukaryota, Metazoa, Mollusca, Gastropoda, Lepetellida, Haliotidae. The transcript has 2 exons. The record is from RefSeq and is a predicted model, not a curated record.
AUGAAACAAGUCCCACCACCAAAUUGCUUGUUUGGAUCAGACUGUUUAGGAUCAGCAGCAGGGAACAGUCUCUGUAUAGCACCAUUCCCUCUCUCCCUACCUCUCACUCCACCAUCACCACCCUUCAUACCCUCUCUCCCUACCUGCCACUCCACCAUCACCACCCUUCAUACCCUCUCUCCCUACCUGUCACUCCACCCACCCCCACCCCUUCAUCAUACCCUCUCCCUACCUGUCACUCCUCCACCAUCACCACCCUUCAUACCCUCUCUCCCUACCUGUCACUCCUCCUCCAACAACCUCCCCCUUCAUACCCCUCUCCCUACCUGUCACUCCUCCACCCCCACCCUUCACACCCUCUCUCCCUACUCUUACUCCCACCACCCCCACCCUUCAUACCCUCUCUCCCUACCUGUCACCCUCCACCAACACCCUCCUUCAUACCCUCUCUCCCUACUCUUUACUCCACCAACCUCUCCUUCAUACUCCUCUCCCCUACCUGUCACUCCUCCACCCCCACCCUUCCAUAUCCCCCCCUCUCCCUACCUGUCACCCUCCACCCCCACCCUUCAUACCCUCUCUCCCCAUCCUCUCUCCCCCCCACCCUUCUGCUUCACCCUCUCUCCCUACCCACCACCCCCACCCCUUCAUACCCUCUCCUCCCCUACCUGUCACCCACCCCCACCUUUCCAGUACCCUCUCCCUACUCUGUCACUCCCACCAUCCCCACCCCACCUCCUCCUCCUCUCUCCUACCGGCUCUUCACCUCCUCCCACCCCCACUCCUUCAUACCCUCUCUCCCCUACCUGUCACCACCCACCACCCUUCAUACCCUCUCCCUACCUGUCACUCCACCACCCCCCACCCUUCAUACCCUCUCUCCCUACCUGUCACUCCACCAACAACCUCCUUCAUACCUCUCUCUCUCCCUACCUGUCACCUCCCACCACCCCCAUGACCUUCAUAAUCUCGACCCCACCUGACCCUCCAUUUUUCGACUUUGACGAUUUUCGACGAUCGACGAUGAUCGAUUGA